AUGGCCACCACGACCCCGAGCCCCAGCGAUGGCCUCGACCCCUCCACUCCCCUGCCCGUCUUCCAGCCUCCCGUGCAGACGGCUUCGAGGAUCCCCGACAUCCUCCCGCACGAGCGCGUCUUCCCCAUCCAGAUCGGCACCGAGCUCUUCAAGCUCUCGGGCGCCUCCAUCUCCUCGGACGCGCCCUCGUACUUUUCCCAGUACUUUCUGUGCCGCAUCAGGGAGGCCGAGGAAGCCGGCGAGGACGUCAACACCGCCAUUCGCCCCCUGUACAUCGACCGCGAUCCCGUCACCUUUCGGGACAUCGCCCUCCACCUCCAAGGCUAUCACACGCAGCCGCGAAACGGUCAACACUUCGUGCGACUCUUUGCCGACGCCCAAUUCUACAGCCUCCCCCGCCUCUCGUCCCAGCUCUCCGCCGAGAGCGUCUUCGCCUCGGUCGGCAACCGCGAGUUCCAGAUACCGCGCGACCUCCUCUCGGCCUACCCCAACGCCCCCAACUACUUCUCCCUCGGCUUCGCCGCCUUCUUCUCCCGCCCCGACAACCUCUUCCCCGGCCUCGACCGUGACUCCCUCCUCCGCCCGCCCGCCAUCACGCCCCCCUCGGUCCCGAACCGGUCCCCCGAUACCUUCGCCGAGCUGCUGCACAUGCUUCGAGGCUACCCGCUCCGCGUACGCGACGAAGCGCACCGCCGGGAGCUCAUGCGCGACGCCCGCUACUUUCACUUCAAGGGUCUCGAGCAGCAGCUGGUGCCGCACUCCAUCACCUACAACCCGUUGCGCAGGCGCCAGGAGAUUGUCCUGCGGCUCGAGCAUAUCCAGAAGAGCGGCAUCAGCAUCCGCAAGGACGACGGCGCUCGAGACGCCGACCAGCCCGCCCCCAUGUGGGUCGACUACAUGCGCCCCUUUGUCGACGGCACCCCUUGCGAGCUCAUCGUCGAGAUCGGCGCCGAGGAGACGACGAUUCGCUGGCACGCCGACGGGCCCCGGGCCGAAUUCUACCGAGACACCCAAGUCCGUGUCGCCAAGCUGCUCCAGGUCAUGGCCACCAAGCUCAGCCUGCCGACGACGACGCUGCCUCUCGGCCUGCUCAUGGCCACGGGUGGCGCCGAUUCGGAGCCCGCCACGCCGGGGAGCACACCCCUGAGCGAGGACCGAGUCCGCGUCUCCUUCGGACCCGAGUCCGCCGUUCACCUGGACGGAAAGCCGGUGGACAUGGAGUCCCGCGUCGCCGCCGACGACGCCGCCACCGUCGCAGCCGUCGGCCCGCGCAAGCGGCCGCGCUCCGACGGCCACCUCGACGAGCCGUGGACCGUCAAGACGGCCCAGUGGCGGCUGUGCCUCCGAGCAAGCCCGGGGGGGAAGAGCGCCCUCCGCUGCGUCCUCGUCGCCGUCAAGGUCGAUGCCGUGACGUCCGAGCUUGGCCGGAACAGAGCCAGGGGGUUCCUCGUCGGCUGA
This is a messenger RNA of Drechmeria coniospora, 1458 nucleotides long. Its product is annotated as BTB/POZ domain-containing protein. NCBI's taxonomy places the organism in Eukaryota, Fungi, Ascomycota, Sordariomycetes, Hypocreales, Ophiocordycipitaceae. The transcript is spliced from 3 exons. The coding region runs from base 1 to 1458 and encodes 485 amino acids. The record is from RefSeq and is a predicted model, not a curated record.